Molecule: messenger RNA, 403 nt
Organism: Durusdinium trenchii
Lineage: Eukaryota; Dinophyceae; Suessiales; Symbiodiniaceae
Source: the annotation of a GenBank genome assembly
GCUCAUGGACCCUUCUCCUACCUCCUUCCUCAAGCUGGCUGACUUUGGGAUCGCCUUCGAAGUCUUGACGCAUUCGGUGGCGGGGACUCCCAACUACAUGCCGCUUGAGGUCUGGAGUGGGAAGCUGGCGAGGGACAAGUACGUCGACAGCUAUGCAGCAGCGGCGGUGCUGUAUGAGAUGGUGGAGGGGGGGCUCAUGGUCCAGGAUGAGCGCAGGACCCCGAGGCCACGACCCUUGCUUCAAAGGGGUACUACUUGGAAUCACCAGGGGUCCUUCUUGCGGAAGCUCUUCGAGAUGUUGCACGACAAGCCAGCCAGUAUGAAUAGCAACUGGUUUGGAUGGAAAUCCUUGCGCGAGGCCGUCAACUUCAUGCUGGUGGUGGACUACUCAACUGGGAUCAUC